Cercospora beticola is the source of this 2924-nucleotide messenger RNA. RefSeq names its product TFIIH/NER complex ATPase/helicase subunit SSL2 (gene SSL2). The record is from RefSeq and is a predicted model, not a curated record. Gene Ontology annotation, biological process: transcription initiation at RNA polymerase II promoter; nucleotide-excision repair. Gene Ontology annotation, molecular function: ATP binding; DNA binding; 3'-5' DNA helicase activity. Gene Ontology annotation, cellular component: nucleotide-excision repair factor 3 complex; transcription preinitiation complex; transcription factor TFIIH holo complex. Lineage: Eukaryota; Fungi; Ascomycota; Dothideomycetes; Mycosphaerellales; Mycosphaerellaceae.
CCAACACCACCACCUCUACCGCGCAAAACUAUCGACAGCGCCCACCGCACCGGGUGGAAGACGGCGGACACGAUGCCGGCGAAGCGGAAGGCACCCGUCGUUGAUGGGCGGGCGACGAAACGAAUCGCCUCAGGCGCCGCCACCCCGAUCUCGAUGGACGAUGGCGACGAGGAAUACGAUGGGACCAGCGACGAAUUCGAUGAAGAGGAGAGGCAGGCGCCACGGAAGUACGACAAAGUAGUCCAGAGGUACCAGCCUGCCACAUACCAGAAACCUGCCGCCGCCGCCUCAUCGCACGGCGACGCUGCCAGUCAUCUCUUCAAAUCUACGCGCAAUUUCUUCAACGAGACCCUCAAACCUGAUCACCACCUCCGCCCGUUGUGGAUCGAUCCAGCCAACGGCAAGGUCGUACUCGAGACCUUUGCACCGAGUUUCAAACAGGCACAGAACUUUUUGAUCAAUAUUGCCGAGCCACAAAGUCGAACGACAAAUAUGCACGAAUAUACAAUCAGUCCUCACAGUCUGUUUGCCGCAGUGUCUGUGGGUCUGACCGAGCAAGACAUCAUCCGCGAUCUCGAGCUGUUCUCGAAGACGAAGGUCCCUGCUAACAUCAUCGACUUCGUGCACGAGGUGACUCAGUCUUUUGGAAAAGUGAGACUCGUGUUGAAGCACAAUAAAUACUUUGUGGAAAGCAACGAUGCGUCCGUGCUGCAAAUGCUGCUGCGGGACCCGGUCAUUAGCUCGACACGUGUAGAUGAUACUGAGGAUCUACAGACGGACAAGGCGGCGAAGAAGGGCAAUCUGACGAUUCAAGGAACCGCACAGGCAAGAGCAGAUAAGGAGGCUAUGCAGCAAGCGGAGGCAGCACAAAAGCGAGACGAAGAGGAUGAUUCAGACGACGAAUUUGGUGGCCGCGAUGCGGAGAAGACCAUGACGGAGUUUCUGCGCGAGGAAGAAGAUGAUGAGGAUACAGACCUUGUUCAUUCCUUCGAAAUCGAUGGCAAUCAGAUACAAAAGGUGCAGGAGCACUGCAACGUCAAGCUCAACCUGCCGUUGACCGAGGAGUAUGAUUUUCGAGCAGAUGAUAUCAAUGCGAAUCUGGAUAUCGACCUGCGGCCGAAUGUGCAAAUCAGAUACUACCAAGAACAUGCGCUCAGUAAGAUGUUCGGAAACGGACGCGCUCGAAGUGGCAUCAUCGUUCUGCCAUGCGGAGCCGGCAAGACCUUGGUCGGCAUUACUGCAGCCUGCACGGUCAAGAAGAGUGCGAUCGUGCUGUGCACAAGCGCCAUGAGUGCUGUCCAGUGGAAGGAAGAGUUCAAGAAAUGGUCGAAUAUCAACCCUGACGACAUUGCCAUUUUCACCAGCGGUGAGAAGGAAAGCCUGCGGGAGAAGGCGGGAGUCAUCAUCUGCACGUACAGUAUGGUCACGCAGAACACUCGUCGUGCCCACGACAGCCAAAAGGUCAUGGACUUCAUCACUGGGCGAGAGUGGGGCCUCAUGGUUCUGGACGAGGUCCACGUGGUGCCAGCAGAGAUGUUCAGGCGAGUGACAGAACGCAUCAAGACACAUUCGAAACUCGGACUCACUGCAACCCUCCUGCGAGAAGACGACAAGAUCAAAGAUCUAAACUUCCUCAUCGGACCGAAACUGUACGAGGCCAAUUGGCUUCAGCUCAGCGAGGAAGGACACAUUGCGCGUGUGCAGUGCGCAGAAGUAUGGUGUCCAAUGACUACCGAAUUCUACAAGGAGUACCUAGAAGCCAAGACAACAAACAAGCGAAGCUUGCUGUCGACGAUGAAUCCGCGCAAGUACCAGGCAUGCCAGUUCUUGAUCGACUUCCAUGAGAGGCGUGGUGACAAAGUCAUUGUAUUCUCAGACAAUGUCUACGCUUUGGAGAAAUACGCAAAGGGCAUGACUAAACCAUACAUCUAUGGUGACACAGGUCAGCGCGAGCGCGAGAUUGUGCUGCAGAACUUCCAACAGAACGACGCCGUGUCUACUAUCUUCCUGUCCAAGAUUGGUGACACGUCUCUCGACUUGCCGGAGGCGACAUGCCUGAUUCAGAUCUCCUCGCACUACGGAUCCCGGCGUCAAGAAGCACAGCGCCUGGGUCGUAUCUUGCGGGCAAAGCGACGUAAUGACGAAGGCUUCAAUGCCUUCUUCUACUCCCUGGUCAGCAAAGACACAAAUGAAAUGUACUACUCCUCCAAGCGACAAGCAUUCCUAGUCGAUCAAGGCUAUGCUUUCAAGGUCAUCACGCAUCUCAAUGGGAUCGAGAGAAUGCCGAACCUGGCUUUCAACACUCAGCAGGAGCGAAUGACACUGCUCACUGAUGUGCUGCUCCAAAACGACACCACGGGCGACGUCGAGGAUAUCAAGGACGAUCUAUUCAGCGAUCGGAACGUAUCGCGAACCAAGAAGAAGGGCAGUGGUGUGCGAAGGCAAGCUGGCACGUUGUCGUCGCUGGCAGGAGGAGAUAAUAUGGCGUACAUGGAGCACGACAAGGGCAGAAACCCGAACAAGGCGCUGGCCAAACCGAGAAACACGUUUUUCAAGAAGAAUGCGGCGGCGCAAGCCAGGCGGGCGAAAGCUGCGAAAGAUUUUGCGGACCAGGUUUAGAUUAAUUUCAACGGGAAGACAGACUGCAAGAUAUGGUAGUGCACCGGUAGACUGUCUUGAGAUGUACGAGGCGAUGGGUUUAUUGCAUUAGUUGUGUAUGAAUAGGAAAAGUAAUGUUGAAACCUCCAGCCGUCUCCUGGCAACAACAUUGGAAGCUGACUCUGUUCUAUCGUUGUGGACGACAUUCGGCUUGUGCGCAACUCCAGCCCUGAGCGUAUCAGUUCGAGAGGAUUGUAGCGGGAUGAAACGCAUCAAGUCGAAACAUUUCAUUCCUUCGACGUUCCGUUUGGGAAGGACCAACAAGC